CCAGAAAAAAGAAAAAAAACAGAGUUGAGCGCAAUACCCGCGCGGGGCACACGCCAGGAGCGCCGCCGCGUCGCGAGAUGGCCCCCUACGCGGAAGCGGCCUCGUCGUCGGCGACCAGCGCCGCCUCGUCCGCGGACACCGCGGGCGCGCCGGCCUCCCCCUCGCCGUCGUCGUCGUCCAGGCGCGCGGCUCCCACGCUGCUCCUCCUCGCCUCCCUAGCGGCGCUCAUCAUCCUCUCCUCCGGCGACGACGGCACGGCGCACCCGCUCAAAGAUGCUAGCCUGGAAAAUCCAGAGGUUUCCUUUGUUCCCUCACCUGUUGGGGGACAAUUUUGUGAGCGAGUGCGUCUAUCUGGAGUGCCAAGGUUACAUCUUGAAAGCUAUGCAAGUCAAAUACGUGUCAAAAUGAAUGUUUCUCAAUCAAUUCCUGAGAAGUUCCACUGGAAAAUAGAGGUUUGCUUUCAUCGGAACGCCUCUAUGGGUUUAUGCCAAUGCGAGGCGGGUGAAUGGCAAGGUUUUCAAGAUGGCUUGUGGACAGCAGUAUAUUCUCCAUAUGGAAACAAAUAUGUUGAUGUGAAAUUGGCUGAUAAGAAAUCUGCUAGGUUCACUCUUUCCAUUCAGGAAGAAUUUCAGAAAUGGCGCUUGGCUUGCCUUGGUAUUGGAUUUAUAUUGCUAUUCCUGUCUCCUACUGUUAGCAAAUGGGCACCAUUUUACUAUAGCAGCUCUAUGGCUCUUGGCAUCCUGCUUGUUGUUCUUAUUGUUCUUUUUCAGGGGAUGAAAUUGCUACCAAUGGGGAAGAAAAGUUUAUUUUACCUCACAAUUUAUGGAUCUGUGAUAGGUGUUGGUUCCUAUGUUUUUCACUACUUCUCAACAUUGGUCUCUUCUAUUCUGGAAAACUUUGGCUUGGGUGAAGAGAUGUACAACCCUGUUUCACUCUUCCUGGUGGUAGCAAUUAUCUUGACUGGAGCUGGUUUUGGCUAUUGGAUGGUCAGGAAAUUUAUCCUUUCAAAGGAUGGAAGUGUGGAUGCUGGGAUAGCACAAUUUGUGAAGUGGGCCAUGCGUGUUGUUGCUACAUUCUUUGUUAUGCAGAGCACACUUGAUCCUCGUCUAGCAAUGGUUGCUCUUGCUUCUUGCUGGUCGGUUUGCGCUUUGUUGACGGGAAAGAAAGUUCAGAAGAAAACGACACAGAAGCAAAAGCAAUCAAAGGUUUCUUCUCAGCUAAUGCUUACCCAAGGAUCACCCAGCAGUCCUCAGGUCCAGUUCUUAAGUCCAUCAUCUAAGGUAGGCUUUGGAAGAACUGCAUCUAGAAGUUCAGCCACACAGUAUGGUUGGAGCAAUUUGGCCAAUGGAGGCCGGGUCUCCUCCGCACUUACAAAUCAGGUAGUACCCAAACAAGACAAAGACGAAGACUACUACUCCACCUUCCACAACAUCGAACCACGGAAAUAUUCAAAGCAAGAAUGGGAGGAGUUCACCCAGGAAUCCACCAGGAAGGCACUGGCGGAAUGCACCGCAACCCCCGAGUUUGCCCAGUGGGUUGCGGACAACGCCAGCCGGCUGCGAGUAGAGAAAGAUGAUGACCUCUCUGAGGAGGAGACUAUUGAGAGCUCCUCAAGCUCGGAGGAAACCGGGGAGGAACCCGAUGCAGCAGAUCCUGGUCUGUGGAGAUUUUUAGCAGUAGGGUGGGGUGGUAGCAUUCGAUUAUUAAGUUUUAUUUGGGUCGGUUCCACAGUUGGAGCUGGAGUAUAUGUUCUCGUGGGAACAGUUGCUAGGGAGCACGCUGGUCCAGCAUUGACAAUUUCCUUUCUGAUAGCUGGAAUAGCAGCAGCGCUUUCAGCUUUCUGUUAUGCCGAGCUUGCUAGCCGUUGCCCCUCUGCUGGAAGUGCCUACCAUUAUUCAUACAUAUGUGUUGGAGAAGGUGUUGCCUGGUUGAUUGGUUGGGCUUUAGUGCUGGAAUAUACUAUUGGUGGAUCUGCUGUUGCCCGCGGCAUAUCCCCCAAUUUAGCCUUGUUUUUUGGGGGACCAGAUAGUUUGCCAUGGCUUUUAGCACGCCAUCAGCUUCCAUGGUUUGAUAUCAUUGUUGAUCCCUGUGCUGCUGCUCUUGUUUUUGUUGUGACUGUUUUACUAUGCGUGGGAAUUAAAGAGAGUUCAUUUGCACAAGGAGUUGUAACAGUUCUGAAUGCUUGUGUAAUGAUAUUCGUUAUCAUAGCUGGUAGUUAUAUUGGCUUCCAAAUAGGAUGGGUCGGCUACAAGGUUUCUGAUGGGUAUUUCCCGUAUGGAGUAAAUGGAAUGCUUGCUGGAUCAGCAACUGUUUUCUUUGCGUUCAUAGGCUUUGAUACAGUUGCUAGUACAGCUGAAGAGGUAAAGAAUCCACAGAGAGAUCUACCAUUGGGAAUAGGUGUAGCGUUGGCUAUUUGUUGUGCAUUAUAUAUGGCCGUUUCCAUUGUUAUUGUUGGGCUAGUACCAUAUUUCGCUAUGGACCCAGAUACUCCUAUUUCAUCAGCCUUUGCAAAACAUGGAAUGCAAUGGGCCAUGUAUGUUGUGACAAGUGGUGCUGUUCUUGCCCUUUGUUCAACCUUGAUGGGUUCACUUCUUCCACAGCCUAGAAUACUUAUGGCCAUGGCACGAGAUGGGCUGUUGCCAUCCUUCUUCUCUGAUGUUAACAAGCAAACACAAGUACCUGUCAAGAGCACAAUUGUGACUGGCAUCUGUGCAGCUGCUCUGGCUUUUGCAAUGGAUGUUUCACAGUUGGCAGGAAUGGUCAGUGUAGGCACACUCCUUGCAUUCACCAUAGUUGCUGUCUCAAUCUUGAUACUCAGAUAUGUUCCUCCAGAUGAGGUCCCUUUGCCACCCUCUAUGCAAGAAUCAUUCCGUUUGAACCAGGAAUGUGAUGAGGAAAAGGAUAGGGAUCUUCUUGGAGAUGGGAACUGCAACACAUCUCAAACAAAUGAUGUGAUUGUUUUAGUAGAAUCAAUGAAGGACCCUCUUAUUGAGAAAAGACAACAUAAAGGCAAGAUGGACGAGACAAAACGUCGAAAGAUAGCUGCUUUCAGCAUUGGAUCUGUGUGUGUAGGGGUUCUGAUCCUCACGUCUUCAGCCUCUGUGACAUGGCUGCCUUUUCUCCCAAUAUGUAUCGGCUGCAUUAUUGGCGUUGUUCUCCUUUUUGCUGGCCUUGGCAUGCUCUCUUGGAUCGACCAGGAUGAUGGCAGGCACUCUUUUGGUCAUUCUGGAGGAUUCACAUGCCCUUUUGUUCCAGUGCUACCAGUUAUGUGUAUCUUGAUAAAUACAUAUCUGUUGAUAAACCUGGGCGGAGGCACAUGGAUGAGAGUUGGCAUAUGGCUGCUGAUGGGUGUUCUUGUGUACAUUUUCUACGGGCGAACCCACAGUUCCCUAACAGAUGUUGUCUACAUUCCGGUAGCACAAGCCGAUGAGAUAUACAGGAGUUCAUCAGGAUACGUAUCGUAGAAAAGAACAGCACUGCAGAGUCUCAUGUGACGUAUUAGAGUUGUUAAAAAAACCGACAGAUGAUAUAGUUGUUGUUGCAGAUUAGUGGUUAUCAGCCAGGAAGACACGGAGGUCGAACGGACUGUUCUUUCUUUCGUACUUGGUCAACAAGAUCUCAUGGAUGCAAGAUUUAUGCUGCGCGUGAGCCAGAUCAAUUUACACAUUGUUGGAGUUUGCGUAUAGAUGUGGUAUAUAAACCCAAUUGGGUGGAGUAUGUGAUAUAUGAUGUGUAUGAUUCAUGUACAAGCUUUUUGUACUGAAAUGGGUGGACACUGAAAAGAACUACUGAAAUAUUACACUGAUUGAAAAGAAGCACCUCCUUUGAUGUCA
Setaria italica (foxtail millet) is the source of this 3833-nucleotide messenger RNA. Its product is annotated as cationic amino acid transporter 2, vacuolar. NCBI's taxonomy places the organism in Eukaryota, Viridiplantae, Streptophyta, Magnoliopsida, Poales, Poaceae. Gene Ontology annotation, molecular function: amino acid transmembrane transporter activity. Gene Ontology annotation, cellular component: membrane. Gene Ontology annotation, biological process: transmembrane transport; amino acid transport. The coding region runs from base 78 to 3464 and encodes 1128 amino acids. The record is from RefSeq and is a predicted model, not a curated record. The transcript has 25 exons.